Colossoma macropomum (tambaqui) is the source of this 735-nucleotide messenger RNA. RefSeq lists its product as uncharacterized. Gene Ontology annotation, biological process: protein ubiquitination. Lineage: Eukaryota; Metazoa; Chordata; Actinopteri; Characiformes; Serrasalmidae. Gene Ontology annotation, molecular function: zinc ion binding; ubiquitin-protein transferase activity. The transcript has 4 exons. Bases 1 to 735 code for a protein of 244 amino acids. The record is from RefSeq and is a predicted model, not a curated record.
AUGCAGGGUGAGGAGUGGUCAGCAGCGCCUGAUUCUGGUCCUGCAGGACUGGAGAAAGCAGAGACGGAGCAUGAAGCAGAAGAGAGCCCCACAACCCUGGUGCAGGAGGUCAGCCAGUGUCCAGCUAAUGUACCCUCCAUGGUACCAGCAACCAGCUGCAGCAGUCUGAAUGGAGAGGAGCCAUUCUGCCGGAUUUGUCACGAAGGCCACAGUGCCGGGGAUCUUUUAUCUCCGUGUGAGUGUGCAGGGACGCUGGCCAUGGUGCACCGUGUGUGUCUGGAACACUGGCUAACCGCCUCCGGCACCAGCCACUGCGAGCUCUGCCACUUUGAGUUUGCGCUGGAGCGCCUGCCAAAGCCUCUGACUGAGUGGCUGGCCGCUCCAUCCAUGCAGCACCAGAGGCGGACACUGUGCGGGGAUGCGAUCUGCUUCCUAUUCAUAACUCCACUGGCCAGUCUGUCCGGCUGGCUGUGCGUGCAGGGGGCCAUGGACCUCUACUACAGCAAUGGCAUGGAGGCGUUCGGACUCAUAGUGCUCACACUGGCCCUCUUCACCAUCUACUUCUUCUGGACUGUUGUGUCCCUGCGUUACCAUGUCCACCUGUUCAGGACCUGGAGUGAGACCAACCCCAGAGUGAGGCUGCAGAUUCCCCCACCUAAACAGACCCCCCAGUGCCAACAAAACCCAGCACUGCACUUUCUGUGCAAGGACAAAGGCAAGGAGACGGUAGUGUAG